CCCUGGCUGCUGGGACGAAUGCAAGCGCGCAAGCAGGCUUCCCCCGACAUGAUCCCUCCAGCGGCAAACUCUAGAACCACGCCUCAACAGGGCUGUCGUCCUCGAUCGCUACCACCUGGCGCUCACUGCACGUCGGCCUCGCAGUCUCCUUUCAAUUCCAUUCACUUGGCUCCGGCUGACGACGUUCAUGGAACCGGAGAGUUUUGGACGUCUGUCAGUUUGACAAGCCGAGCCAGCGCGGCGAGGAGCAGCUAUCCUACAGGCCCGACAAAGCGCCUCGAAAAAAAGCCCGACUCUGAGUGUUUCUUACACAUAGUUUUCACGCUCAUAUGCACGGUUCGGUGGCGUUCUCGGUCCGUCCUCUGGCAGUGUCCAUUCGACAGCGUGGUCAGCAGCCGCUGCUUACUUAUGCCAGAUAAGCUGCUGGAUCUAUGUUUAUGUUCUCGUAUAUUUCCCACGCGUGCUGUGUCGAACGUCCGAACAGCGAAAUGGUUGCACAAUGGAGGGGCUCGACUCUCUCCUACACGACCCGAUACGAACGGCAUGAACAUGGCACAUGGCACAUGGCUAAAGGGGGGAAAUGGGAACAAUUACGCGGUAAGCGUGUGGCGCGGAUUAACUAGCCUUGGUAAGAAACUAUUUGAUCGACAGCAUACUGCCUUGGGCUGGGUUAGUCAAAGCUGGGGAAAAUCCUUCGCGUCAAGUACCCAGUGGGAUAAACAUCCGAUUCACACCGCGAAUGCUGGGGUCACGAAGAAAACUCGUCUUGUGCCAGCCAUGAUGAUUUCGUUGGCUGGUCGUGUUGUAUCCAUGUGCUGA
Messenger RNA from Periconia digitata, 819 nucleotides. The record is from the annotation of a GenBank genome assembly. Lineage: Eukaryota; Fungi; Ascomycota; Dothideomycetes; Pleosporales; Periconiaceae.